Molecule: messenger RNA, 555 nt
Organism: Trypanosoma rangeli
Lineage: Eukaryota; Euglenozoa; Kinetoplastea; Trypanosomatida; Trypanosomatidae
Exons: 1
Coding region: 1-555 (184 amino acids)
Source: RefSeq, a predicted model, not a curated record
AUGAGUACAGCGUGGCCCAGGACAACCUCCCGAUCAAGACUUCAGCGAUCUGCGCUCUCAGCAAGGAAGGCAUCCGCUGCCCUGCCGCCGUUGGCUCGUUGGAAAAUUGACGACAGUGGCCGUAUUGUCAACUUUGACGCGAAAGUACUUCGGAAGGACAUACUUCAGCGACUUAAGGAUGGUCGCCUUUACACUCUGCAGGAGUGUCGUGCGUUCCUCCUUGAGCUCACUCGCGUGGCAGCAGCCUGGCAGGAGGAGGAGAUUCCGCAGUUGAUGUACCUUGUGGAUAUGCACGAAAAGCUGGUACCUGGUGCGCCAAUCUCUUUUCAGUGGUCCACAAGCAACGCGGAGCUUUUGCCGCUGGCGAACAUGGCAGGUGUGAAGGGCACUCUGCCAAUGUUAACAAAAGUUGUGGAGGAGAUGAACCGCGCUGUCGCGCGGAUGAUUGAUCGUUUGUGGGAGUCUCGCAGAGAACGUCUGCUUUUUGCUGCCCGCCUACUGCAAGAUAUCGAGCCGUUGUUGCGGGGAGUGGAUGAUGGAGCCCUGUUGGCGUAG